AUGAAACAAUCAUGGAUCGCACUUUUCCCGCUAAGCAUACUGAUAACUUUCAUUUCUACGGCAGCUGAGCAGAAAGUAAAUAAAUCAUGUGAAUGCGGUAUAGCCGGGAAAAACCGGCGCAUUGUGGGCGGAACGACAGUGCAACCACAUGAGUAUCCUUGGCUGGUAUCACUGAUGCUGGGUCCUAAGCUGCAUUGUGGAGGAGCCAUCAUAACGGACCUACAUGUCCUCACAGCUGGCCACUGCAUAACUUUUGGAGUAAAUUUUCGUGAUUUGACGGUUUAUGUUGGCAUGCACGAUCGGCUUGAGAACAGCUUUAUAACACUGCGAGUUGCAAGUGGCAUCAAACAUCCCUCGUUUACUUCCAAUGCUGUGCGGGACAUUAACGACAUCGCAGUGCUCACGCUCAACAAAAAACUUAAGUUCACAGACAAAGUCCGCCCUAUCUGCUUGCCCACUGAAGCAAUGGAUUUUAAGAAUGUCGGACUGACCGUAGCUGGCUGGGGAAAGACAAGACAAGGGGCGUUGACCUCAUCGAGAUAUUUGCUAGAAACCAAAGUGCAAAUUGUGGACUCAGACAAGUGUCGAAAGUCAUCAAUAUACAGGGACAACCUCGUGCCUGAUACGAUGAUGUGUGCUUAUAGUCUUGGAAAGGAUGCGUGUCAGGGUGAUAGCGGCGGACCACUAUUCGCUACUCAUCGAAUGACACACAAUAAAAAAUGGUAUCAAGUUGGUAUUGUUUCAUGGGGAAUAGAUUGUGCGAUGCCAGACUAUCCAGAGUGUGGGAGACCAUCGGACACAGUGGUGUCGAUGCGUAUCGUCGGUGGCAGGAGGACAGCUCCGCACUCCUACCCCUGGACCGUAGCGAUAUUGAAGCACAACCGGAUGCACUGCGGCGGAGCCAUCAUCACCAACAAACAUGUCCUCAGUGCUGGACAUUGCUUCAAGUGGGACAACUACAAGAUAAUGGAGGUACUCGUGGGAUUAGACAACUUGGAUAAAUUGAAGGACGUGGCUCACAGGAAUAUUUCCAAGGUUGUCAUCCACGAAGGUUUUACUUCCACGGCGGUUAGAGACGAAAACGACAUUGCCUUAGCCACUCUUGAUGAACCUGUUGAAUUUAGUACCACAAUAUUACCAAUUUGCUUACCUAAACCAGGGGAAGAUUUUUCAUCGAAAGUAGGCACCAUCGUAGGAUGGGGAAGAAUUGGAGUGGAGAAGUCUUCUUCUAAGGUCCUAAUGAAAGCUCUUCUAAGAAUUCUGACUGACGAAGAGUGUAUGCAAUCACAACUGAAGGAGCAUCUUAAACCAACAAUGAUGUGCGCUUUCUCUAAAGGAAAGGACGGCUGCCAGGGUGAUAGUGGAGGACCGUUUAUAGUUUUUGAAAACGACUUCCGUUACGUUCUAGCUGGAGUUGUGUCAUGGGGAAUAGGAUGCGCAGAUCCAAGGUAUCCUGGUGUGUACACAAAGGUCAGCCACUACAUAGAUUGGAUCAAGAAACAUUCAAAAGACGGGCUAACUUGUGAUAGCUAA
This is a messenger RNA of Chilo suppressalis (striped riceborer), 1533 nucleotides long. The record is from the annotation of a GenBank genome assembly. Lineage: Eukaryota; Metazoa; Arthropoda; Insecta; Lepidoptera; Crambidae.